AUGUUCGAAGUCAACUUGUUCACGCCCGAGCAGUUUGGCGCGUUUGUCCCGUGGCUGGUGCUCAAUCGGGGCCCGCUGUCGGCGCUGGUGCAUCCGAAUACCGGGGAUGAUGUGAGGGAUCAUUCGCAGAGGGCGACGUGGUUGGGGGAGCCGCUGCCGGUGAAUCUGGCGCCGUUGAGGAGGAUGGUGGAGGCGAAGAGGAGGGAGGAGGAGGAGGAGAAGGGGAGGGAGAAGGGGAGGGAGAAGGAGAAGGGGCAGGAGAGGGAGCAGGAGCAGGCGAAGGUGUGA
This is a messenger RNA of Diplodia corticola, 288 nucleotides long. RefSeq names its product dopa-dioxygenase. The transcript has a single exon. The coding region runs from base 1 to 288 and encodes 95 amino acids. The record is from RefSeq and is a predicted model, not a curated record. Lineage: Eukaryota; Fungi; Ascomycota; Dothideomycetes; Botryosphaeriales; Botryosphaeriaceae.